Messenger RNA from Alternaria atra, 564 nucleotides. RefSeq lists its product as uncharacterized. NCBI's taxonomy places the organism in Eukaryota, Fungi, Ascomycota, Dothideomycetes, Pleosporales, Pleosporaceae. Bases 1 to 564 code for a protein of 187 amino acids. The transcript has a single exon. The record is from RefSeq and is a predicted model, not a curated record.
AUGAAGGGUUCUUUUACUCAUUGGGAAGAGGUCUAUGCAGAGAUAUACAAGAGCCUCUCCCCUGGUGGGUGCAUUGAACUCGCAGAUUGGGAUUUGGGACAAGUGCCAUUAGGCCCGGGAGAGAUCACAGCAGCAAACAUACCUAUGCCUACUCUUCGCAAACUGUACGUGGCGUUCAUGGAAGCGUCAUUCAAGUCUGGUCGUCCGCUCGGUCUCUUCUAUAUGCAUCACACCUAUCUCGAAGAAGCGGGAUUUGAAGACAUUCAAACGACUCACGUCAACGUACCGGUCGGGCAAUGGCCAAAGGACGAGGCGCAAAAGUCGCUUGGUAAAAUGAUGUUUGUGCUGGGUAUGGAGAUGUUUGAGCCGGUCUGCUUGCGGUUGUUGACGACAUGGGGUAGUAAGAACAGGAUUUGGACUGCUGAGGAGCUCAGAGCAGAUAUCGAGAUGGCACAACGAGAAGUGAGAGAUUAUGUCGAGCGGUCUGAGCGUGGAGAGGUGGAGGGUUGGUGUGCAAGCUUCAAGUGGGUUACUGCUAAGAAAAGCUGGCAUGCGGAGAAGUGA